Messenger RNA from Daphnia pulicaria, 1653 nucleotides. Its product is annotated as septin-1-like. NCBI's taxonomy places the organism in Eukaryota, Metazoa, Arthropoda, Branchiopoda, Diplostraca, Daphniidae. Gene Ontology annotation, molecular function: GTP binding; molecular adaptor activity; GTPase activity. Gene Ontology annotation, cellular component: septin complex; microtubule cytoskeleton; cell division site. The coding region runs from base 119 to 1597 and encodes 492 amino acids. The transcript is spliced from 11 exons. The record is from RefSeq and is a predicted model, not a curated record. Gene Ontology annotation, biological process: cell division; cytoskeleton-dependent cytokinesis; regulation of exocytosis.
UAAGAUUGCAGCGCCGCCACUACGGUUUUCGGUCGUGGACUUGAUAUUUGAUAACUGUCACUCUGUUUUUUGAUUAUUUUCAUCUUCUUCAAACUCUUGUUUAUAUUAUCUUCAUACAAUGUCUGCUGAGUCAAUUAAAAAUCCUGGCGGGUUUACCAACCCGGAAAUGCCGGGAUACGUAGGGUUCGCUAAUUUGCCUAACCAAGUUCACAGAAAAUCUGUUAAAAAAGGGUUUGAGUUUACUCUGAUGGUUGUCGGAGAAACUGGGCUUGGCAAGUCAACACUAGUCAACAGUUUAUUCUUGACUGAUCUUUAUCCUGAACGAAAUAUUCCAUCAGCUGGAGAACGCACAAAGCAGACAGUCAAAAUUGAUGCUUCUACUGUGGAAAUUGAAGAAAGGGGAGUCAAGCUCCGCCUUACAGUGGUUGAUACACCUGGAUUUGGAGAUGCUAUUGAUAAUACAGAUUGCUUCAGAUCAAUAAUUCAGUAUAUUGAUGACCAAUUUGAGCGUUUCCUGCGCGAUGAGAGUGGGUUAAACCGCCGUAACAUAGUCGAUAACCGGGUCCAUUGCUGUUUCUACUUCAUUUCUCCAUAUGGACAUGGACUGAAACCCCUUGAUACGCAAUUUAUGAAAAUGCUGCAUCACAAAGUCAACAUCGUGCCUGUAAUCGCUAAAGCCGACAUGCUUACAAAGAAAGAAAUUGCUCGGUUGAAGAAAAGGGUCAUGGAAGAAAUUGAGGCAAACGGAAUUCGUAUUUACCCACUUCCCGAUUGCGAUUCGGAUGAAGACGAAGACUACAAAGAGCAAGUUCGUCAGCUUAAAGAUGCUGUGCCAUUUGCUGUGUGUGGGGCCAAUACGUUGAUUGAAGUUAAGGGCCGAAAGGUCCGUGGACGGCAGUAUCCAUGGGGUGUCGUUGAAGUUGAAAAUCCUGAACACUGCGAUUUCAUUAAACUCCGAACGAUGCUGAUUCAACAGCUACAAGAUUUACAGGAAGUAACGCAAGAUGUUCACUAUGAGAACUACCGAUCAGAACGUCUUGCUAAAGGUGUAGCUUCGAAUCGAAAAACCGCUGGGCCAACCAAUUCCACCGCGCCAUCGGCUGCUCCGGAGCAGAUUAGUGAGAAAGAAAAAAUACUUCAGAGAGAGUCAGCCCGUCAGAAGGAUGCCAAUUCCAGAAGGGUUUUGGAUGAGGCAGCUCGUAGGAGAAGAGCAAGGAAAGCAUUGGAAGCACUUGAGCAAGAUAAUUUUCAUGAUGACCCUCAUGCCAAUUUAGUUCUAAGCAAAAAGAUCCCCAAGUUUGAAGAGUCUCUUGAUGGUAAACAAACAAGAAGAAGGAAAUCUAAAAAUUUCGAAAUUUUCAAACAACGGUUUCGAAAAUCCUUUGCACAGCUGUUGGAGGAAGAACAGGUUAAUCGCCCAGAGCCCCCAAAUUAUGUUUCAGCUCAAGUUCCCCCAUCUAAGUUUCCUGAACGUCAUUUUUGUGCUGUUUGUGGAUUUACUUGUAGUUACACCUGUUUAUCUUGUGGCGCUAGGUACUGUAGCGUCAAAUGCUUAGGUACACAUCAAGACACUCGGUGCUUGAAGUGGACCGCCUAAUAAUAUUCCAUUGCUUUCUUACUUGUCAUCUCAUCAAUAAACCCUUUUCGAUUAUA